ACCCCAUCAAAAGUACAACCAUAUUUUUCUAUGGAGAAAUUUAUUACUACUCAAGAUAAUGUUUCAUCUAUUAAGUGUGAAAUAAAAAUCAUAAGAUUAAGAAACAUAAACCAAAGUUCAUUAGGGAAAAACAACUUGUUUGUUAGAUGUUAUCUUCCAACAGGAAACAACAAUCAAAGAGUUAAGCUAAACACUCAAGAAAUCUCAUCAAAAUCCAAUUUGUUUUGGGAUGAAUCUUUCUCAUUGGAUUGCAUGGGAACUCAAGACUCCAUUAACAUGAUGAAGCAAGGAACAAUCGUUUUCGAGCUACGAUCAAGAAGAUAUAUUGGUGGCUCACAAGUCUUGGGGAGAUUUGAAAUUCCAUGGAAAAGAGUAUUUGAGUCAACAAGAAUGGAGAUAGAGGAGUGGGCAAUAUUUAUGCCUACUUCAAAGAAUAUUAAUGAAGAUGUGAAACCACAAGAAGUAAAGAUAGGAAUGAAGGUUAAAGUAAAUGAGACAAUUAAAAAAAUUAAUAAGUUGAGAAGAUCAUGGGAUGAGUCAUGUGGUUGCAAGGGUUAUUGUGGAUGUAAUAGUAAUAGUAUUUUUAGUGCUGAUGAUUGUGAAAUAUUUGCACUUGGAGCUGCUUUAGAUGUCCUUUAGUUUUAAGGGACAAAAGGGGCAAAGCACUAAGGUGUUGCCCUAGAUGAGAUUAAUUUUUUUGAGUGACAUUCUUCGAUGAAUUAGUUAGAUUCUUGAAUGUUUUGUAGUUUAUAUUUCAUAAUUCAUGGUUUUGAUAAAAUACAAAUGUUUUUAGAGA
This is a messenger RNA of Solanum pennellii, 796 nucleotides long. RefSeq lists its product as uncharacterized. The transcript has a single exon. The record is from RefSeq and is a predicted model, not a curated record. Bases 31 to 639 code for a protein of 202 amino acids. NCBI's taxonomy places the organism in Eukaryota, Viridiplantae, Streptophyta, Magnoliopsida, Solanales, Solanaceae.